GUCGCAGACACCAGUCCAGUCAGGCCUACACCAUGGCGGAUGAGGGUAGUGUGAGUGUGACUCUGCUGAAUGCGCCCAGUACUGUGGGAGAUUCCGUGGAGGUGUUCUGGUCUGCUCCAGGCAGUCUCCCAUUCUUCUUGGUUGUCAUGCAUGAUGGUGAUGGUGGUGGUGGUGGCGGUGAUGACGAUGAUGAUGAUGAUGGUCCCUUGGUCUCUAUUGGUAUCAACAUGCAUGGGGAUGAUGGUGAUGAGUUUGGUGCCCUGGACGGGGAUGAGGGCAUGGCCAACGUCGAGACGUACGAGCUGGGCCCGGGCAUGUAUCGUGUGGCGGCCAUGGCAGUCACCGGCGAGUUGCUCGCUCAGGGAGGCACGAUUGAGCUGGGAGAGGGAGGUCGGGGAGGUGAAGAUAGCUCGGACGGUGAGGUGUUCGCUGACGCGGAGGAUGUGUACGCCUCGCCGUAUGCAGAGUACGUACCGGCGCGGGAGGGCGACUUUAUUGACGACGUGGUUAUCUUCUCGCCGACUUGGGGCGAGAGCGCGCCGGAGGGGUACAUUGCCAUUCCGAAGGAUCUCAACGCCGGCAACGAUGGGCCCGAGUUCCGGCUGGCGUUCCGGCGUGUGGCGGGCCACGAACGGGCUGGCACUACGGGAGUGGUGACCGGAAUCGGCAUGGUGUUUCCCGAGUGUGACGACGAGUACGUGGCCUCUGACAUGGAGGUGCUCGAGGUGACGGUGUCGGGCGAGCCUGGCGAUCUCAACGGCGGCGAGGGCAAGCACCCGGCGUAUCUGUUUGUGGUCCGCGACGGGCCGGGCCGGGCGCUGGCGGACAUUGCGGUACUUGACCGGAGCAUGGGCGACACGCUCCCUCCAGGCUACGGCAUGGUUCCAUACUCGCGGUCUGGCUACGAUGCCGAUGCCAACUACGGUACGUCGGGCCACGACAUUUUCUUUGGCUACCGGGUCGUGGGCUCGAACAUGCUGUACGAGGGCAACGCCAUUGCGCUCCGGUCUGUCUACCGGCAGUACGUGACGGCGCAUGUGCCGAGCGCGGACCUUGACUAUGCGUUUGGGCUCUCGCCGCAAGAGGUGUUUGUGGUCGAAGCUGCGGGCGCCGCCGCCGACGACGGGUGCGUUGACUCUGGGUUUGCGCUGCGGACGCUCCGCGGCGGGUUGUAUGUGUGUGUGGAUGGGGCAACCGGGGCGACGGCGCUGGCCCCCGGCCCGCCGUCGACGACCUUUGAGAUCUCGGUCUGUGGCGGGAGCAUGGCGCUGCUUGCCGUGGAGGCCGGGCUCUUUCUCGACGUGGUGCCCGGACCGUCGCCGAGCCCGGUGUUCUUUGACGUAGUGGCAGCGGUGACCGAGCUUGCGGUGACGGGCAAGGUUGAUCGCGGCACCGCGCUUGGUGCGCAGUCGUUUGAGUUUAUUUCCAAGAACCUCAACAGCGAGACCGACGGAUCGUACAUCAACCUGUGGUUCCGGCGCGGCGGGCCGGCGCGGCCUCUGGUGGCACUCAAGGUGGUUAAGCCGGACGAGUCCGAGUCGUCCGAGUCUGACGACGGCGAAGCUGGCGAGUCGGAAACAGGUGACGGCGUGGCGAGCGGCGCCGGCGUGGCGCACCUGACCGCUGAGGAGAUUGCGGCGCGGCGGUGCGAGGCUGUCGAGGGCGAUGGCGAGGUCGAGGAGACGAUGGCGCAGUUUGUGGCGCGCAACAAGGAUCCCGAGCUCGAGGCGCUGGUGGCCAACUUUGAGGUGGACGCGGGCAUCAAGUACAGCGAGGAGUGCUGGCGGCUGGAACCUGCCGACCUCAAUCACGGCAACGACGACGGCGUGACGCAGAUGCCGAGUGUAGUGCGGGCAGACGCGCCCGACGCACGGGCCGCCGACGCCAUGCCGAUCUUCUGCCUGGACAUUUUGUUUGACUCUGCCGAGACGAGCGGCGGGUGGCUGAAGGAUCCCGCGGACCUCAACGAAGGCGCUGGCGGCUCGUAUGUGUACAUCACCUACGCGCACGGCAUGCUCCCACCGCCGCUCGCGCAGUACCUGGAGGAGCAGCGCGAGCUGCGCGAGGCCGAGAUUGCGCGACGGAUCCGUGUAGCGCGGCUGAAGCGACAGGCGGAGCUGACGGCUGUGUGCGAGGCACUGUUCGCCGAGCUGGAGGCCGGCGAGAGCGGCGAGGCAGCGCUGGCGGGCCUGCCGCGGCCGCAGACGGCGAUGGCCGGCGUGGACAAUGCCGGCAACACGUGCUACCUCGACUCGCUCCUCUUUGCCAUGUUUGCAACCUCGGAGGCGCUCGAGUACCUACUCUACCCGUCGCCGCACCUCGAGCUCGGCAAGCCUGUCUUCAACCCGUUCGCCUUUGACGAGACCGACUCGGACUCGGACUCUGACGACGCCGAAGCGCAGCAGGCGGCCAAGGUCAAGGCCAUCCGCACCCUGCAGUUCUACCUCCGCGAGCACGUUGUACGCCGGCUGCGGAACGGUGAGUUCCUCGACGCGAAUGCAAUGGAGCUCACGCGGUUCAUGUUUCGGUGGGCUGGGUGGGAGUCGGGCGAGGACGAGGGCAUUCUAUUUGGGUGGGACGGCCUCCAGCAGGACACAGCUGAGCUCCUCGACAACGCGCUGGACUGGCUCGGCGCGCCGUACAUUGCAUGCGUCCGGCGGUUUGCGCUCCGCGGGAUGCCGGAUCCCGAGUCUGCAGCGGUGGAGCGGUUCCGGACCAUCCGGGUCUCGAUGCCGCAGAAGAUCAAGAAGCGUCGCAAGCAGAAGCGCAAGCGCGACCGGCGGUUCUCGCUCGGCUACAUGCUCGACCAGGAUCUCAACAACAACCCGCUGGAGGGCUUCAAACGCGAGCCGUCGGCAGCGCUGCUGGCAGCGCUGGAGGCGGCCGACGACGCUGAGCCCAUCGACCCGGCCGAGGUCUGGUCGUCGGUUGUCCGGCUCCAGCCGGCGUACAUGUUUGACGGGGCCGAGAACAAGCUUGUUCCGCCCGAGGUCAUUGUCCCGCCAGGCACCGACCUGGCGCCCGACAGAGUCCCGAUCAUGAUCCCGAUCGUGGUCAAGCGGUUCAACAACGAGCUCGUCAAACUCCUCGGGCGAGUCAAGGUCCCGAUGGAGAUAUUGCCGUCGGAGGUGCCGUAUCUCGACGACGCGCUCGACGCCAGCGAGUACACGCUCCGGCUCCGGUCGGCGGUGUGCCACACCGGGCGCAAGCUCAACCGUGGCCACUACUACGCGUACGUCCGGCACGACGCCGCCGACGGCAGCGUCACCUGGCUCAAGUUUGAUGAUCUUGCCGACGACGGAGAAAAGGUCGUUGCCGUGGCUUUCCCCGGUCCGUACUACCGGCUUCUCUGCAAGCAGUGCUACGUCCUGUUCUAUGAGCUCACCAAGAUCGCACCGCCUCCCGCCAGCCUUGCCUGAGCCGUC
Molecule: messenger RNA, 3425 nt
Organism: Thecamonas trahens ATCC 50062
Lineage: Eukaryota; Apusomonadida; Apusomonadidae
Exons: 2
Coding region: 33-3419 (1128 amino acids)
Biological process (GO): protein deubiquitination
Cellular component (GO): cytosol; nucleus
Molecular function (GO): cysteine-type endopeptidase activity; cysteine-type deubiquitinase activity
Source: RefSeq, a predicted model, not a curated record